GCUUAUUGAAACAAGAGGAGGUUUUCUCCACUUGGAGUGUGGGGUGUCUUUAUAAAAGUCUCUGGAAAGAGAAACGGUUAAGGGCUCAACAGGUAGAAUGGUCCCAGUGGAGAGAGUGGACUCAUGUGCAUGUGAAGGAAGUGAACAAGAGGAGAACACAUCUGGCCAUGUGAAACAACACUCUCUUAGUAAGAUAAGAAGAUGGAAGUGAGUAUGGAGACUCAGCUACUCUCCGACAUGUAAUGAUGGUCAUCACUGUCAACGAUCGUUUUUUGCACACCUGCUGUAUGCUGAGCAUAUCACUAGAUGUUGUGGGGAGGGAUUCAUAUGAAAUAAAAGACACAGCCCCUGCCUUCAAGGAACUUAAAAUCUAAAUGGGAAGACCGAACAUUCCAAUGAAGCGACAUAAGGACAAGCGGCGCAUCAUAAAAAUGGGCACUCGAAAAAAAGUGCAUGCGUAUGUACGGAUCAAGCCCACAGAUGAAUUUGCUUAUGAAAUGAUCACUUUUGGAGAAGACAACAAAAGUAUUGAUAUUCACAUCAAGAAAGAUGGCCGAAAAGGAAUCAUCAAUAACCAACAGACAGACUGGUCGUUCAGAUUGGAUGGAGUUCUUCACGAUGCCUCACAGGAUUCUGUUUACGAUACAGUAGCUAAGGAAGUGGUUGCUCAAGCCCUGGAUGGCUAUAAUGGCACAAUCAUGUGUUAUGGGCAAACAGGAGCGGGAAAGACAUAUACCAUGACUGGAACAACUGAAAACUACAAGCAUCGAGGCAUCCUCCCCCGAGCUUUACAGCAGGUUUUUAGGAUGAUAGAAGAACGCCCCACACAUUCCAUCACCGUUCGGGUCUCAUAUCUGGAAAUCUAUAACGAGACCCUGUUCGAUCUCUUGUCCACCCUUCCCUAUGUUGGCAACUCAGACACUCCAAUGUCUAUAGUAGAAAGCCCACAAGGAAUCUUUGUCAAGGGCCUGUCUGUGCAUAUGACGGGACGUGAGGAGGAUGCUUUCAGUCUCCUUUUUGAGGGAGAGACUAACAGGAUAAUAGCCUCUCACACAAUGAACAAAAAUUCAUCUAGAUCUCAUUGCAUUUUUACAAUAUAUAUUGAGGCUCACUCAAGAAGCUUAUCUGAUGAGAAGUACAUUACUUCUAAAAUUAAUUUGGUGGAUUUGGCAGGUUCUGAGAGACUGGGGAAGACUGGGUCAGAAGGACAAAUCCUGAAGGAAGCCACAUAUAUCAACAAAUCCCUGUCCUUCUUGGAGCAGGCUAUUAUUGCUUUAGGGGACCGAAAGAGAGAACAUGUCCCCUUCCGGCAGUGCAAGCUCACCCAUGCUCUGAAGGACUCAUUAGGGGGAAAUUGUAACAUGGUCAUUGUGGCAAAUGUCUAUGGUGAUGCCACUCAGUUGGACGAGACACUUUCUUCACUUCGUUUUGCCAGCAGAAUGAAACUGAUCACAACUGAGCCUGCCGUCAAUGAAAAAUAUGAUGCAGAGAGGAUGGUGAAGAACCUGGAGAAGGAGUUAAUUCUGCUAAAACAGGAACUAGCCAUACAUGACAGUCUGGCCAACCGUGCUAUGGUUACCUAUGAUCCCAUGGAUGAAGUCCAAAUAGCUGAGAUUAAUUCUCAAGUUCGCAGGUAUCUGGAAGGAUCUUUGGAAGAAAUUGACAUCAUUAACCUCCGACAGAUCCAGGAGGUGUUUAAUCAGUUCAAAGUGGUUUUAAGCCAACAAGAACAAGAAGUGGAGGCCAACUUACGUAGAAAAUACACCUUGAUAAACAAGAAUGACUAUGUGACCAUUACCGCCGUCCAGAAGGCCGGACUGGUUGAUGUGGAAGGCCACACAGUAGGAGAGACAGAUGGACAAGGGUUUGGGCUUGGUAUUGCACCUUUCUCUGCUAAGCCUGGGAAGAAAGGCAAGUUCAAGAAGUCAUUCAGAGAUUUAGCUGGUUUGGCCAAGAAGGAAGGCCUUCUCAGCCCUGUGAGUGGGAAGGAUAUAGAUAGUCUUUCCACAUCAAGGACUCAACUGUUAUCACCCUCCAAGGAAGUAGAUGUCAAGGAUGUACCCUCACGUGAUCGGGAAGCUUCCAGCAGUGAACCUGUUGCAUCAGAUUCCCCCAAGGAAGAUUCCCGUACCACUAGACCUGGCACUCCUCCUCCUAAACCAUCAGCUUUUGAGGAGUUUAAAAAUGAACGUGGCAGUGAGAUCAACCGGAUCUUCAAGCAGAACAAAACCAUCCUGAAUGACCGGAGGAAGAAAGCCAGUGAGACUGCCCAGCGGAUUAAUUCUAUCAAGAGAGAAAUUGACACCACGAAGGAGGCAUUGGAUGCACAGAAAACUUUCCGGGAAGAGCAAGGGGAAUAUGAGAAUAAAGGGCUGAUGAUCAUUGAUGAAGAGGAAUUCUUACUGAUUCUGAAACUGAAGGAACUGAAGAAGCAGUACCGGGAGGAAUACCAAGACCUGCGGGACCUCAAGGCUGAAAUUCAGUACUGCCAGCAUCUGGUGGACCAGUGUCGCCAACGAUUGCUCACAGAGUUUGAUAUCUGGUACAACGAAUCCUUCCUCAUCCCCGAGGAUACGCCAGCUCCUCUGAAGGCUAAGGGUAGCAUCAAACUAGGCUUGCUACCCCUGAGCAAACUCACAUCACUGGCUGAGGAUGAUGAAGAUAAAUUUGGCCGCAUCCAAACAUCAGCCCUCCCUGACUGUCCCGACUCGGUCUCUUUCUACAAUGCCAGAAUGAAGUUGGACCAGAAGAAAAACUAUUCUAAAACCAUGGCCAGCUUCCAGAAUAAGAAGCCUGGCCCUGUCCCAGCCGUCCUGAAGGAGAAAUCUCCCAGCGACUACAACCUGCCAUAGCGGGAAGGGCAGGGCCCAGUGUGCUGCUCUCCGGCUGUCCCCCGGUCUCUGAGUCUGGCAGAGGAUGGAUAACUGUUGGAUUGUUACCCUGCCAAGCCUAGCCCACAGAGGAAAAUGUUUACAUUGUUAGGUUGAGCCCUUUUUUUUUUUUUGGCUUUAGUACUUUUUUCUGUUUUCUAUGCAGGGACAAGAAUAAAAUA
Molecule: messenger RNA, 3052 nt
Organism: Trichosurus vulpecula (common brushtail)
Lineage: Eukaryota; Metazoa; Chordata; Mammalia; Diprotodontia; Phalangeridae
Gene: KIF9
Product: kinesin family member 9
Exons: 21
Coding region: 375-2852 (825 amino acids)
Biological process (GO): microtubule-based movement
Molecular function (GO): ATP binding; microtubule motor activity; microtubule binding
Source: RefSeq, a predicted model, not a curated record